AUGAUUAGGCAAUCAUUAAUGAAAACCGUUUGGGCUAACUCCUCUAGGUUUAGUCUACAUGGCAAGUCGGGCCUUGUCGCCUGCACCAAAAGCAGAUCCUUUAGCAGUGCUAGGAAUUUGCUACAGGACAAAAAAGUUAUUCUGCAAAAAGUUGCACCCACUACCAGUGUGGUUGCGAAGCAGUCCUUUUUCAGAAGGUCAGGAAAGUUCACUUUGAAGUUGCUGUUGUAUUCAGCCUUGGCUGGUACCGCCUACGUCUCCUAUUCGCUUUAUAGAGAGGCCAAUCCCUCCGCACAAAUUCCUCAGUCGGACACUUUCCCCAAUGGGUCCAAGAGGAAGACAUUGAUCAUCCUGGGCUCCGGCUGGGGAUCUGUGUCUCUUUUAAAAAACCUGGACACCUCUUUGUAUAAUGUCAUUGUUGUUUCGCCAAGAAACUAUUUCCUUUUCACUCCGUUAUUGCCAUCUACCCCAGUGGGUACCAUUGAAUUGAAAUCCAUCGUCGAGCCCGUCAGAACCAUCGCUAGAAGAUCUCAUGGUGAAGUCCAUUAUUACGAAGCCGAGGCUUACGACGUUGACCCUGAAAAGAAAACAAUCAAAGUCAAAUCUUCUGCGAAGAACAACGACUACGAUUUGGAUUUGAAAUACGAUUAUUUAGUUGUCGGCGUGGGUGCUCAACCAAACACUUUUGGUACCCCAGGUGUUUACGAAUAUUCUUCCUUUUUGAAGGAAAUCUCCGAUGCUCAAGAAAUUAGAGUAAAAAUCAUGUCUAGUAUUGAAAAAGCCGCCUCUUUGUCUCCAAACGAUCCUGAGAGAUCAAGAUUAUUGAGCUUUGUUGUCGUUGGUGGUGGCCCCACCGGCGUUGAAUUUGCCGCUGAACUAAGAGAUUACGUUGACCAAGAUUUGAAAAAGUGGAUGCCCGAAUUGAGUAAAGAAAUCAAAGUCACUUUGGUGGAAGCUUUGCCAAAUAUUUUAAACAUGUUCGAUAAGUAUCUUGUUGAUUAUGCCCAAGAUUUGUUCAAGCAGGAAAAAAUUGACUUGAAGUUGAAAACAAUGGUUAAGAAAGUCGAUGCUACCACUAUAACCGCCAAGACUGGUGAAAAUGACGUUGAAAGUAUUCCAUAUGGUGUCUUAGUUUGGGCUACCGGUAAUGCUCCAAGAGAAGUCGCUACGAACCUAAUGUCCAAACUGGAGGAACAAGAUUCCAGACGUGGGUUACUAAUAGACAAAAAACUACAUCUAUUGGGUGCUCAAGACUCUAUUUUCGCCAUCGGUGAUUGUACAUUCCACCCCGGUUUAUUUCCUACUGCUCAAGUCGCCCAUCAAGAGGGUGAAUACUUAGCUCAAUGUUUCAAGAAGACUUACAAAAUCGACCAAUUAAACUGGAAAAUAGCCAAUACUAACGACGAUUCAGAAGCCGCUAGAUUGAAGAAUCAAAUAAUUAAAAUCGACUCCCAAAUUGAAGACUUCAAAUAUAACCACAAGGGUGCCUUGGCCUACAUUGGUUCAGAUAAAGCCAUCGCUGAUCUUGCUGUUGGUGAAGCCAAAUACAGAUUGGCUGGUUCAUUCACUUUCUUAUUCUGGAAGUCCUCUUAUUUAGCAAUGUGUUUGUCCUUUAGAAAUAGAAUCCUUGUCGCUAUGGAUUGGGCUAAAGUUUAUUUCUUGGGUAGAGAUUCAUCUGUCUGA
Saccharomyces eubayanus is the source of this 1683-nucleotide messenger RNA. It is a transcript of the gene NDE1, whose product is annotated as NADH-ubiquinone reductase (H(+)-translocating) NDE1. Gene Ontology annotation, molecular function: NADH dehydrogenase activity. The transcript has a single exon. NCBI's taxonomy places the organism in Eukaryota, Fungi, Ascomycota, Saccharomycetes, Saccharomycetales, Saccharomycetaceae. The record is from RefSeq and is a predicted model, not a curated record. Bases 1 to 1683 code for a protein of 560 amino acids.